Molecule: messenger RNA, 2389 nt
Organism: Dromiciops gliroides (monito del monte)
Lineage: Eukaryota; Metazoa; Chordata; Mammalia; Microbiotheria; Microbiotheriidae
Product: aspartyl/asparaginyl beta-hydroxylase-like
Exons: 22
Coding region: 16-1968 (650 amino acids)
Biological process (GO): peptidyl-aspartic acid hydroxylation
Cellular component (GO): endoplasmic reticulum
Molecular function (GO): protein binding; peptidyl-aspartic acid 3-dioxygenase activity
Source: RefSeq, a predicted model, not a curated record
AAGUUAACUUUAUGAAUGAAAAAUGCAGGACUUAAGGAAAAAUCUGCCUCAGCAAAGUCAGUCUUACCUGGACAACCAGAGGACCACAUACAACCAGAAGAUCAGGCUAUGAAAACAUCAGAACACCAGAAUGUUGAAAAUGAAGUAGAAGAGAUCAUUCAGUUUGAUCAUCAAGAAACACUGCAGACACAACAUGAUAAUGACAAGGAAGAAGAAGCAGUUGAAGCAGGAGAACAGCAAAUAGAAGACGAUGAAGAUAUUCCUAUGAGAAAUGAGUUAGAAGAUAAACUUGAAGACUUGGAAACAGAAACACAUUAUGAUGAAAUCGAAGAGAGCUAUUAUCAGACAGAAGUGCCUGAGUCAGAUUCAAAUGACUAUAAUAAGGAUGGGGAAGAGAUUGUGUACGAACAGGAAAAUCCAGAUUACCAUGAACCAGUAGUCAAAGAUACAACACUGGACUAUGAUACAGAAGACACACCGUACCAAGACUAUGAUGAACAAGUCUAUGAACCUCCAGAAAAUGAGAGAACAGAAACUGUUUCAGAUGUUGCUGUAGAAGACUUAAACUUGGGUUUAGAGGAAGGAACUAUAUCCCCAGUAGAAGAACAGCAUGAAAUACCAUCAGAAACAGUUGUGAAAACAAAUGAACCAGAACAAAAAGAAAAAGCCAAGAAAAAGAAACCCAAACUUUUAAAUAAGUUUGAUAAGACAAUAAAAUCUGAACUUGAUGCUGCAGAGAAACUACGGAAAAAGGGAAAAAUUGAGGAUGCUAUGAAUGCCUUUGAAGAACUGGUACACAAGUACCCACAGAGUCCCCGAGCUCGAUACGGAAAAGCUCAGUGUGAAGAUGAUUUGGCUGAGAAGAGGAGGAGCAAUGAAGUACUCAGGAGAGCUAUUGAAACUUACCAGGAGGUAGCUGACCUGCCAAAUGUCCCUGCUGACCUGAUAAAACUCAGCCUGAAGCGGCAGUCAGACAGACAGCAGUUUUUAGGUCACAUGAGAGGCUCCCUGGUUACACUUCAGAAAUUGGUUCACUUAUUUCCCAAUGAUACUUCUUUCAAGAAUGACCUUGGAGUGGGUUAUCUCUUGAUUGGUGACAAUGACAAUGCUAAGAAGGUUUAUGAAGAGGUUCUGAAUGUGACUCCUAAUGAUGGCUUUGCCAAAGUGCAUUAUGGUUUUAUCCUGAAAGCCCAGAACAAGAUUGCUGAGAGCAUCCCUUAUUUGAAGGAAGGACUGGAAUCUGGUGACCCUGGCACUGAUGAUGGGCGUUUUUAUUUCCACUUGGGUGAUGCUUUGCAGAGAGUUGGGAACAAAGAGGCAUACAAAUGGUAUGAACUUGGACACAAGAGAGGUCAUUUUGCAUCUGUUUGGCAGCGUUCACUUUACAAUGUAAAUGGACUGAAAGCCCAGCCUUGGUGGACUGCAAAAGAAACUGGUUAUACUGAGUUAGUGAAGACCUUAGAAAGAAACUGGAAAUUAAUUCGCGAUGAAGGCCUUGCUGUGCUAGAUAAAACCAAAGGUCUCUUCCUGCCUGAAGAUGAGAAUCUGAGAGAAAAAGGUGACUGGAGCCAGUUCACUCUGUGGCAGCAAGGAAGAAAAAAUGAAAAUGCUUGCAGAGGAGCUCCAAAAACUUGCGCUUUAAUAGAAAAAUUUCCAGAAACAACAGGGUGCAGAAGAGGACAGAUCAAAUAUUCUGUCAUGCACCCAGGUACUCAUGUCUGGCCUCACACAGGGCCUACAAACUGUAGGCUAAGGAUGCAUCUGGGACUGGUGAUACCCAAGGAAGGCUGCAAGAUCCGUUGUGCCCAAGAGACCAAGAUUUGGGAAGAGGGGAAAGUGCUCAUCUUUGAUGACUCCUUUGAACAUGAGGUGUGGCAGGAUGCAACUUCCCUGCGCCUGAUCUUCAUUGUGGAUGUAUGGCACCCAGAGCUGACCCCUCAGCAGAGGCGAAGUCUGCCUGCAAUUUAACCCAUAUUGCAGGCUCAGAACACAAAUGAGCAAGUCUCCUAAUGUCUGUUUUAUCUGCGUGGAUGUGUAGACAGAGCCAUAAAUGCUGAAGUUCCUAAUGCCUCUACUUGAAUUGCAGCCUGAAAAAUGCUAGCCUGCUCAGGUUUAGAAGAUGCUGAAGGAAUGGUUUGUCCAGUCCAGAUCAUUUAGAAAUUGUCCUUCUCUGUUCCAUGCUGCUCUGACGCUGACAUUUAAAGUGAAAACAUGAGACCUUCUAUCUUCCCAGCCAAAGAUUUUGCCCCUAGAAUAGGUUUGUCAGUGUUUGUUGUUAGGAAAUGUAGAUAAUGUGAGUGGAUGGUUAUCAUUUUGUAAUUUUUAAAUGUAAUUGUAUUUUUCUAUUAAGCUAGUCAUAGAACAUUUAUUUUUAUGAACCACUACGUUC